Molecule: messenger RNA, 769 nt
Organism: Manis javanica (Malayan pangolin)
Lineage: Eukaryota; Metazoa; Chordata; Mammalia; Pholidota; Manidae
Gene: MDP1
Product: magnesium dependent phosphatase 1
Molecular function (GO): acid phosphatase activity
Source: RefSeq, a predicted model, not a curated record
GGAGGCGUUCCUGAGAGGCCCCCAGGCCCGCGUGGCGACGCUCUAGCCGCCGUUUCCUUCAGGCAGCUGGGACGGCCUCGCCGCCGGCGGGGCGUUGGCAAGCUCUCGGGCCGGGAGAAAGCCGCUUCGGUUCACGCAGCGGGUAUGGCGCGGCUCCCGGAGCUCGCCGUCUUCGAUCUGGAUUUUACGCUCUGGCCGUUCUGGGUGGACACGCACGUGGACCCCCCGUUCCACAAGAGCAGAGAUGGGACUGUGCGCGAUAGACGAGGCCACCCAGUCCGACUGUACCCAGAGGUGCCUCAGGUCCUAGAACGGUUGCGGGGUUUCGAGGUGCCCGUCGCGGCCGCUUCCCGGACAGGUGAGAUUGAAGGAGCCAACCAGCUACUGGAGCUUUUUGACCUUGUCAAAUACUUUGUUCAUCGGGAAAUCUAUCCAGGCAGUAAAGUCACACACUUUGAGAGGUUGCAACAGAAGACUAGAAUUUUUUUCUCCCAGAUGAUCUUCUUUGAUGAUGAGAAGAGGAAUAUCAUAGACGUCAACAAACUGGGUGUUACCUGCAUUCAUGUCCAGAAUGGAAUGAGUCUUCAGACCCUAACUGAAGGAUUAGAGGUAUUUGCAAAGGCCCAAGCUGGACCCUGAGGUCCAGUCCUCAGGAUGAAGAUGAGCCUCAGUGGAGGCAUAAAACUGAAAGGCGACCAAGAAAGCAUUUUCAGGUGUAUUUGUAAAUUAUUAAAAUGUAUUUAUGUGUGGCAGAGAGAUCUCACCCACA